AGAAUCUCAACGUUCACUAAUCAUCCACCGCGCCAUGCUGACAUCGAGUGAUCAGCCUACGUGCUUCAGUAGAUGGCGUCCGUAACUCUCAGAACCGGACGAACGAAAACUCCUUCUGGCUACAUUGCAUCAUUCGUAUUAGCCUACUCCUCACAAGCAUUUCGUGCUCGAAAAAGAAAACCAAAGGAUUGUUAAUCAUGCUCGGCCUCGGGGUUUACCAGCUGUUCUAUUCCAGGUCGGAGCAUACUUAAGGAAGAAGUGUGUCGUGUGCAUCAGAACUUUACAGCUCUCUAUCAAUUCCUUCAGCCUGGACAUCAUCAUAGCCACCCCAAAACGAAACAUGUCUUCAUCCAUUACCUAUCUGAUCACCGGAGCCAACCGCGGCAUUGGUCAAGGCUUCACAGAAAGCUUGCUUCAACGUCCUAACACGACUGUGAUUGCCGCAGUCCGGGAUGUCGCCAAGUCCACUCCAACACUAGACUCUCUGCCCAAGGCCUCAGGUUCUAAACUCAUCAUCGUCAAACUCGACUCAUCCGCCGAAGCAGACCCCAAGAAUGCUGUCGCUCAGCUCAAAUCUGAGCACGGCAUCACUUCUCUCGACAUCGUGAUUGCCAACGCCGGAAUCGCACACUCAGGAACCACCAUCGUCAAUACAUCCUCCGACGCACUCCACGACCACUUCGCCGUCAACACCAUCGGUCCGAUUCUUCUCUUCCAGGCUGUCAAGCCGCUUCUCCAAGCUAGCAAGUCCGGCAACCCCAUUUUCCUCGGCAUCUCCACGGUCAUCGGCAGCAUGGGUGCCCAGGCAGCUCUUGCUGGCUUUCCGGAGGUCUUCAGCCCGUAUGGAUCUAGCAAGGCUGCAUUGAACUGGGCUGUGACAAGGAUGCACUUCGAGGAGCCGUGGCUCACAUCAUACGUGACGCAUCCUGGUUUGGUGGUGACAGAUAUGGGGAAUACUAUGGGUUCGCCUGAGGCGCUGAAGGCUGCGGGUGCUAUUACUGUUGAGCAGAGUGUGAAGGGGGUUCUAAGCACUCUGGACAAGGCGGAGAGGACGAUCUCGGGGACGUUUCAGAAUUGGGAUGGGACCACGCUGCCAUGGUAAGGACUGAAUUGCACAUAGAGAAUAGA
This is a messenger RNA of Alternaria rosae, 1128 nucleotides long. Its product is annotated as aflatoxin biosynthesis ketoreductase nor-1. Lineage: Eukaryota; Fungi; Ascomycota; Dothideomycetes; Pleosporales; Pleosporaceae. Bases 341 to 1102 code for a protein of 253 amino acids. The record is from RefSeq and is a predicted model, not a curated record. The transcript has a single exon.